Messenger RNA from Dreissena polymorpha, 942 nucleotides. RefSeq lists its product as uncharacterized. The record is from RefSeq and is a predicted model, not a curated record. Bases 87 to 878 code for a protein of 263 amino acids. The transcript has 7 exons. NCBI's taxonomy places the organism in Eukaryota, Metazoa, Mollusca, Bivalvia, Myida, Dreissenidae.
UUUAUUUUAUUUAUUUUUUAUUUUAAAGUUUUUCAUUUUUGAUUUAAAUCCAAUACGCAGAGCUUGAAAAUGAUUAUCAACAAUAAAUGUUAAACUGUAUGUGGAUUUACUAUUUGAUUGGCGCCGAUAUAAGACAUUUAUCCAAAAUGGCGGAUUCGUUGAUAAGCAUCCUGAAGCUGCUACAUUCGAUAAAAAGGGAGGAUUUGAAGAGAGAAAUAGAUCAGAUUGAACAAGCUCCUCACCUGACAGAAAAGCUUAUGGCAAUGCAGAAAGACAUAAACAGACUCAAAAAGGAAAACGAAGAACUGCAGCAAAACAGAAAAAGUGCUGAUCGGGUUAAUUAUAGUCACGCGUUUACCGAGAAAAAAAUGAAGGAAAUUGAAAAGGAGCUUGCGAAUACGAAACAAGAAUUGGAUGACGCAAACAAUAGACUGAGUCAACUAAUGGGGAGAAAGAUGGCAGACAACAAUCCGGCUAUCGCCGAUCUGAGCGACUUCAACAGACCCGAGAAACUUGGUCAGCGAUAUUCAGAAUUGUACGACAAUCAAUGGACCGACGCCUUCGGUACUUUACAGGAGGAUCCUUCUUUUGAAGACGAGACACAAAUUUUGGACAUUCUUCUAAACGUUCUUGUGAAUGCCAUGGAAUUUUGUAAAACAAAUGCUGAGUUUCACAAACGUAAAAUUACAAAUACGCUUCUAAUGCGAGACGAUGAGGCAUGUCAAUUGACAUCAACGCAAUCAAAAUUAAUAAAAGACGUUAUGAAAGUAACAGCUCCUGAAUCAGGCAUGCGUCUUUACGAGGUACUGGUUUGUAAUAAAAUAUUUCGUUUUAAUUAUACUGUCCUUCGUUUAAUUGCACGAUUUAAUAUAUUAUAAAGUGUUAGUCUUAUAUGCGUGUCGUUUUUAAAGCACACACUAUUACUACCUUACAUUUGACUUA